CACCUGACUUUAGGGCCGGCUAAUCUGGUUUUUCGUUCCUAGAGCCCGGGCAGCUAGCUGGCUCGUCGAAGUUCAAUUUAAUUUAUCGGCGCUUCGUUGCGAAAACUGCAAUUAAGUAUUAAGUUAUGGCGGUGAACACAGGAACCUCUCUGGUGCUGUCCAGUCUGCUCUCAGUGCUGGUGUUUGCUGGGAUGCAGAUGUUCAGCAAGCAGCUGGCCUCCACUGAGUGGCUCACCAUCCUGGGAGGUUUUCUGGGCUCAGUCCUCUUCAUCUGCUCCCUGACUGCAUUUAAUAAUCUGGAAAACCUAGUUUUCGGGAAGGGAUUCCAGGCCAAGAUAUUCCCGGAGAUUCUCUUGUGUCUGUGCCUUUCACUGUUUGCCUCUGGCCUGGUACACCGUGUCUGUGUCACUACAUGCCUGAUAUUUUCCCUCUUUGCUCUGUACUACAUCAACAAAGUAUCUGCUGCCCUCUACCAAGCAGCUGCUCCUGUAGUAACACCACCAAAGUCAGCAGAGCAAGAGCAAAAGGAAGAACUGAAGAAUCUACUGGAUCACACCUGAAUCACAUUUGGAUCCUGUUUAACCGUCAUUAUUCCCCAUGUGCUGAUCUCAU
Messenger RNA from Archocentrus centrarchus (flier cichlid), 612 nucleotides. RefSeq names its product keratinocyte associated protein 2 (gene krtcap2). Bases 126 to 560 code for a protein of 144 amino acids. Gene Ontology annotation, biological process: protein N-linked glycosylation. The record is from RefSeq and is a predicted model, not a curated record. NCBI's taxonomy places the organism in Eukaryota, Metazoa, Chordata, Actinopteri, Cichliformes, Cichlidae. The transcript has 5 exons.